CCGUAGGUUCCUUUAGUGGAAAAUCCGCCAACCUCGGGUUUUUCUCCAUAAACACACACGGAAGACAGAUACACUCUACCUGUCUCUCUCCUCUAGUUGAAAAUACGUAGUACAAAGAAUUACACGUUUCCCGUCUAAACCGAUAUCCUUUUGUUUCCUUCCAUUCUACAAUAUCAAUCUUUGUUGAAAAUUCCAUGCUUUGCUGCACUUUUAUGGGAUUCUCCCUUUCCAGACAGUUUUUCAUUCUUUGCUUGUUUCAGGCCUUAAUCUUUGGUGGGUUUAAUUACAAUUUCUUUCUUUUUUAAUUUUCCACCCACGUUUUGAUUGCUUAUCCGAGUUUCCUAACCCAUUUGUUUCAUGGAUUUGGCGUCGACUCUGAAAAACAUUAUUGGUUUCUAGUUCAGGGUCUUGUGUUCUCCAAAACAAAUCCUUCAUUAGUCAUACCUAUCAGCCAGUCAUCUGUAACAUCAGAAAUCAAUCCAAAGCUUUUGGAGGUUGCGAAACUACCCUAGAUUUUUGAAGAGUUUUGGAGAUGCAGCAGCAGCAGCAGAUGGGGCAUCUUGAGGAGGAGCUGAAAGAGUCGCAGGCUCAAUUAAGUGUAACCGAGAAAGAAAGGGAUCGAGCAGUUGAUGAGCUGAAAGAGAUGAAAAUGCUGGCUUUGGAGGCCAACAUGAGGCUUAGUGAGGCGUUGUCCACCACGAAAGUUGAGGAGAUAAAAAUGGAGCUGAACUCAGUACAGGAUUCAUUGUCGAUUGCAAGUCAAGAACUUGAUAUCAAAGAAAAGAAUAUCGUGUCUUUGAAAAUCGAAUUAGCAAAGGGAAAGGGUUUGGAGAAAAAACUAGCACAGAGAGAUGCCUCAUUGGCCAGGUUAAAAAUGGAGUUGAAUAACUUGACAAGAUCUGAGGCUAGUGCAAGAGCCUUAUUGCCCGAAAGUAGGAAAAGAAUUCAGGAAUUAGAGGCAGAAGUAGUGAAAGAAAAGGAUUCUGAUAGGAAAACGUUUGAUUCAUUGGUAGCGCAGACAAAGCAGCUCGAGCAAACCAAAAUUCUGCUUGAAGAGUCAAAGCUUGAGAUUGCUUCUCUUCGUGAGAGUCUGAAAAUAUUGGAGGGCUCAUCCGGGCAAAGUGUUCCAAAUUCCCAAAGUUGCAUGGACGAUGAUCUUGCUAUGCAAACAACAUUAGAGAGUUUGGGUCAUGGACAGGAGAGUGAGAAAACUGCUUCCUUGAAGGGAAAGGGAACGACUCUCAUGGCGGAAAUGGAUUUGCUAAAAAAUGAACUGAAGUUGGCAACCGAGGCAGAGGAGAAUGGGAAGAAGGCGAUGGAUGAUUUAGCGUUAGCACUGAAAGAAGUUGCGGCAGAAGCCAACCAAAUAAAGGAGAAACUCGGAGUAACCCAAGCAGAGCUGGAGUACACAAAAGAGGAGGCAGGGAAUUUGAAAAUGAUGCUAAAGAGCAAGGAGGAGAAGUACGAACAACUUCUGGGUGAGACAAGGAAAGAAGCUGAUCGAUAUAGAAACAAUGCAGAGAGGCUGAGAUUAGAAGCUGAAGAUUCACUCUUGGCAUGGAAUGGGAAAGAAACCGGCUUUGUUGAUUGUAUCAAAAGAGCCGAAGAGGAAAGGUUUGCUGCACAAGAAGAGAGCAGAAGACUGCUUCAGUUGCUCACAGCAGCUGAGAAUAAGGCCAUGGCGUCCAAGGAAGAAACUCAGAAACUGCGUGACAUCCUUAAACAAGCCCUGAAUGAAGCUAAUGUUGCAAAAGAAGGAGCAGGGAUUGCCCGGGAUGAGAAUUCCCAGCUCAAGGAUAGCCUGGCUGAAAAGGAGGAUGCCUUGGAUUUCCUUACUCGAGAGAAUGAAAACCUUAGGAUUACCCAUUCCGCUGCUUUUGACAACAUCAAAGAGUUGAAGAGGUUGCUUUCUGAAACAUUAACAACAAAGGAGGUGAAGAAGGAGGACAAGAAUAGAUGUUCAAAAGAAGAAGAACAUAAGGAGACGGGGAGAAAACUGAAGACUCAAAAUUCCAGGGAUAAGGAACAUUACAAUGGCACUGUAAUGUGCACAGCUUUCGGUUUCAGUCUCAAGGACCUGAAACCUCCCAGUAAACAUAAGGAUCAUGUGGAGGGUGACCUUGAGAAUGAUGAGUCACUUGGGGGCUCAAUAUUCGACACUAUAGAUCAUUCACCAGAUUCAACUGCCCAUAACAGCAAAAAGCCCUCCUCUAUAUUCCAAGAUGACGAGGAAACAGCACAUCUGGAUGAAAACCAUUUUGAUGACUCGGAUAAUGAUAGAAACUUGAGAAAAAAGAGAGCAUUACUACGAAGAUUUGGAGAUCUAGUAAGGAGAAGAAGUCUUCAGUGAAAGGAACCAUGGAUUGAAUUAGAAACCUUUUCCAACCAACUUGGUUUUGAUUCUUGUCCAUGCACUUAGUUUUGAUAAUGGGAACAUAAUCCCAAUCAUCUCGAGUAUUGUACAGUUUUACCUCAAAUACAUGUCUUACAAAAAUAAAUUUACAAAUUAAUAUAUUAUAAUACGAUACAUCAAAU
Molecule: messenger RNA, 2535 nt
Organism: Juglans microcarpa x Juglans regia
Lineage: Eukaryota; Viridiplantae; Streptophyta; Magnoliopsida; Fagales; Juglandaceae
Product: WEB family protein At4g27595, chloroplastic-like
Exons: 2
Coding region: 533-2350 (605 amino acids)
Source: RefSeq, a predicted model, not a curated record